UGAGCGGUACGUGAACGUGAACCAAUUGACAGCGGUCGGCGACGAGGAGGAGACUCUUUAGUGACUGCAUAAAUACAUGAAUAAUUCAAACUCAAAAACCCCAGCGGCAACAACAAGUUGGACCACGACAACGUGACCUGCCUGUAGAGUUAUCGAUCAAACGACCGACCCGACCGAUCCACCAAUCUACCCAUCUACCCAUCCGAUUUCGGAGCCCUGCCCCGUUUCAUCCGGCAUAUCUCAGCCCAGCUAACAGCAGCAGCAGCAGCAGCAGCAGCAGCAGCAGCCGCAGCCACAAUACCCAAUAACCAAUACCAAAUACUCAAUGCCCAAGGAAAAAACACAAUAAAACAAUCAGAAAGCAGAAAUCAACUACAGGCGAAAUGUGCGGAGAAACAAAAAGAAAAUUGAAGACGACGACACGAGCGUAAAUCUUUUUAGCAUGAAAAAUUCUAUAAAACUAACAGGCACUGUGUGGUCGGACAUCAUUCGUGCGCUACGACGGCAGACGACAGCCGCAGAUACAGAUACCGGUACGGAUACAGAUACAGAUACGGAGAUACACAGCCGGUCGGACGGACAGGCCCUGAUUGAUUGAUUGCCGAGCCCGGGCCCCAACUCCUGCCCAAAAAAGCGAUAGCCAAACCCAAACCCAAACCAGACUCGAUUCGAAACUAAAAACCAAAUUGAAAAUCAAAGUGCUCUCCCUGCAGUCCAGUAUCUGCAACAUCAUCGUCAUCGUCAUCGCCAUCCCAGUCCCAGUCCCAGUAUCCAUAUCUAACAGCGGUCAGCAUCCCAAUCCCAACGGACAACGUCCAGCCGCCAAGCCAUCAAUCAGUCACCGAGUCACCGCGUCAGUUAGUCAAUCGACUAGCCCACUCGCCUUCUGCCUCUGAAUCCGAUUCUGUUCUGGCUGGAGGAUAUCUUCGGUCGGCGCUUUAGUUUCAGUUCGCAUUUGGACGCGUGCUGUGCGGCCUCGCCGAUAGAGAGAGUCGGAUCGGAUCGGAACGGAAUUCUGUAUUCUGAAUUCUGAAUUCUCAGUUGCCAGUUCUCAGUUCUCAGUACUCAGUACUCAGUACUCACUUGACAAUUCUAUAUUCUGAUUCAGAAUCGUGCGCGAAUUAAUCUAAUAACGUAGCAAGAACCAAAACACUGGCCCACACACGUGUCUGAAGUUCAGUGACAAACCCCAAAUCAGACGUCUAUAUUCCAUUGAAUAUACUAUAUAUAAAUCGUGAAAUCGUAAAACACUUUUAAUCAGCCAGAACCCAAGCGCAGGCACGGCAUAAUUAAUUCGUCUGACCCGCAAAGUUCACCCAUAGCAAAUACGGUUGUGCAAAGUGUGCUUGUGCUCCCUCCAUAAAGUGCGAAAUACUCCAGCCAAGCGGAAAUCUAAAAUAACUUGUAACAACAUGAAGCUGUCUGCAGUAUUCCUGGCAUUGGCGCUGUUUGCCCUCUCGCUGGUCCAGUGCCUCGGCCUGCCCGAUCCCAGCACCAAGUGCGUCAUGGAGUGCGACACGCAGGAGUACUCCUUCAUUUGUGCCGCGGACGACAAGGGCUCCACCAAGUCAUACCGCAAUCUGUGCGUGAUGAAGACAGAGAACUGCCUGCAGAAUGCAAACUAUCAAAAGAUCAGCGACAAGGAGUGCCCGUAGAGCUAUGGAUCCAUUGGUCUGUAGUCCAGCAGAAAUAACUUAAUCGUGGAGGAGAACGAGUGGACGCGGCUUGGCAUUCCGGAGGACUCUUCUUUCUCGCGUGGUAUUUGUGUGUGAUAUUUUUAAGUUGUACUUCAGCGGAAUACAGAACACGCCCCCGAACGUAAUGCAUAAUGAUAAUGUAUUCUAAAAUUAUGAAUAAUAAAUAUUAAAUAAAGUAAUCGUAACACGCAAAGUUAAA
Messenger RNA from Drosophila suzukii, 1896 nucleotides. RefSeq names its product pegasus (gene peg). NCBI's taxonomy places the organism in Eukaryota, Metazoa, Arthropoda, Insecta, Diptera, Drosophilidae. Gene Ontology annotation, molecular function: protein binding. The record is from RefSeq and is a predicted model, not a curated record.